Messenger RNA from Cinara cedri, 35538 nucleotides. The record is from the annotation of a GenBank genome assembly. NCBI's taxonomy places the organism in Eukaryota, Metazoa, Arthropoda, Insecta, Hemiptera, Aphididae.
AAAAAAAAAUCUUUGGUUUUCAAGCCAAACAUUUGAAGUGUGAAAAUCAUUGAGAAAUAGCAAUUAGGACAAUUGUCUGUAUUUAGAGAUACUUAAUAAAAUUUUCGAAUUAUCAUCAUUCAUGUUCCUAACCGAUAAUCGAAUGAGAAUAGGUUACCUACACCAACAUACUUCUUUUACUUUAUCAUCAUCAGUUGACAAAUUCCAAAUUUUGUUAAAGUGAUUUUUAUCUGUGAACAAAUUAUUUAACCAUUAAACAUCCUUCACAUUUUAAACUAAUAAUUAACACGAAACACAAAAUGAAUAUAAAUUAAUAUUUGAUGACUUAAUGCAGACUUUAAAUAUUAAUUGAAUCUAACACAAGUAGGUAGUUAUGUAAGUACCAGGUACCUAUAGUCUCAUGUUAGGGAUGGGUAAGAUACUUUCAAAUGUGUAUUUAGAUACCUACAGACAUUUUAUGUAUUUAAAUACUAGAUGUUUAAUACAAUAAAAUUAAAAUAUGAAGUAGAUUUUUCACUCAUGCAGUAUCUUAAAAAUGACAUGGUUAUUUAUUUGAAAUAUUCUUUAAGAUUCUCAAAAAUUUCCUUCCCCUAUUUUCAAACAAUCACUUUCAAUUUUUAAUAUAUUUUUCAUAAAUCUGUGGGAGGAAAUCACUCAGCUUACAACCUUUGUGCAAAUUACUUCAUAUAGAACAGCGGUUUUAAAAUUGUGGUAUGCAUAGGGAGGCCACCUCUCCGGUUUUCACCCAGAUACUCUGGUUUUACAUAUAAAUUUACGGGCUACGGGUUCAUGAAUUAAUCUCUUGGUCUUUGUAAAAUUAAUACUAUUUAUAUAAUUAUAUUAUUUGUUGAUAAACAUCGAGAACAAUGAUUUUCAUACGUCAAAAAUAAAAUAACAAUUUAUUGACUUGUUAUUAUACAUUAAAUUUGUACAUAAGCGAAUAGGCACAGUAUCUUUUGCAAAUCAUCUUUUUAUUUGUGUGCUUAUUGGCCUGUGCCUCCGGGUCUACCAUCAUUCAAAGGUGGCAACCCUAAGUACACAGUAGGCAACUAGAUCAUUGUGGUGCCCAAAAGGCGUCAUAGUAAAAGUACAGAAAAUGAAUUAAUAAAUAUUUGUACAAAUGUUUUUAAUCAUGCUAAUACUAUUUUAGAUUUUGUACUUUUCAUAUCAAUUAUAUUGUAGUAUUUUACUGAUUAAUACUAUUAUCAUUCUGAAAUAAAUGUAGACAUUAUGAAUAGUUCAACUUUUAGUCUUCUGUGGAACAUGACAGAUCUAUAAUAUAUAUAAUUGGCAUGUAAAAGAAUUUUGAGAACUUCUGAAAUAGAUUUUCUAGAUACUCGAUAUUAGAUACAUUGAUUUCAGUAGAUACCACUAUAUAAGAUAGGUAGAUACUUGAUACUUUCAUCGUAAGUAUUGCCCAACUCUGUCAUUUGUAAAGCGAUUACUCUGUACCACUAAGCUUAUUCUCUUGACAUAAUUUGUUAAGUCAAUUACUUUGUAUGUGAUUAAUUUUUCCGAAAUUAUUGAAUUUGGUCUUUGAGCACUUUUAUUGUCGCAUCUAGUGGCACAUAUGAAGGGCGUUACCAUUUAUGUCCCCACACAUGCUUAAAAAUACUUCUUUUCCUUUGCCUUCAUCCCAACUAUUUAGGUUCAGCCAACGCUUAAAAAUACAACAAUAGGUAUUUAUUUAGUAAUUUCACCUUAAAAUUAAAUAUUUCAUCAUUAUUAGCAACAUUAGGAAAAAAGCUUGAUUUAUUAAAUUGUGUUUUUGUGGAUAAGGCUUUUAAAUUUUCACCGUCUAGUUAGGUAUAACAAAAAAAGAUUCUAUGAUGUAUUCAUAAAUCAUGGUAAUUAUUUACUACAUGUCUAUAUGCCUUCUCAUUGAAAAUUUCUAAGCACGUCACUGGUCACAUUAAUUCACAAGAAGUAUUUUUUCUACCCAAAAUGCUUCUUCGCUAAAAUAUUCUGUAGGCCAUCAUUUACGUUAAUCAUUUUUGUGUAGAUUACGUCAUAAAAAUAAACAAGUUUUACUUUUAACUUAAUUUCCAUAAUUAGGUAUAAAUCGCAGUGAUUAAUAAAAACAUAAUUCUCAGCAUGUUUCUAAAUUUUAGAGCUUCCAAAAAAUGCAUUUGAAACAAUCUAAUUUUUCAACACUUAAGUAUCAUAUUUUUAAAAAUAAAUUAACGAAAAUUGUAACGCGUCUUUUUAAAGUGUUUAUUUUUUAACUGUUUAAAUUUUAGCUAUAAGUUGUUAUUAAUUAGAUUUAGGUGAUAAUAUAUUUUCUAUGUUACCGCACUACCACACCGUUCUACACAUGCUUUUAAUUAGUAUUUAAACCUAAUAAAUAUACCAUAAUAUACAUUUAAUAAUUAUUCUUAAAAAUAAUAGGUUUUAUUAUAUUUUUAGAAAAAAAAAUCACCUUGUAGUUUUUAUUUAAUUCAAAUGUAAACGUAUACCUACGUUAGAAAUCGUAAAAUGUAAAUGUGAUAUAGCUAGGUACCUAUUUACUAAAGAAUAUUCUUUUUCUACUUAUAUACGUCAUAAAAAUUUAUCGAAAUUUAUUUUUAACGUUUCUUUAUUAAUAUUAUUAUUAUUAUUAUUUAUUUUUUUUUUUUACUGUAGUUUAAUAUUAGGUAAUGUUUAUGCGUUAACUUUUUUUUUUUAAAUGUUCCUUGAUUAAUCGACAUCUUUAAAUUUUUCUAAAUUUUAAAUACCACAUCGUCGCCGCUGAUUAGAUGUAACAUUUUCGGAUGUCUGCGGAUGAUCAUCAGUAUUGUGCGUGUGUAUAGGUGUAUGUUUAAAGUUUUAUAUACGAGUACUUAAGUAAAUUACAGAUUCUAUUCUUUAUCGUUAUUAUAGGUACCUCUUACCUGCAGAUUAUUUUUAUUUUUGCAUAAAUCUUUAUUAAAUGUACACAUUCUCAUACACGCAUACACGGGCGCGAGCGCGCGCGCACACACACACACACAUGCACGCGCACAUGCACACACACAAAACGCACACAUUUCCCCCCAAAUGUAAUAAUUUGGGCCGUUAAACAAAAGUAAGAAAAACUAGUCUAUAAGAGAGUAAUUUACCAUCUAGUGUCAAGUCAGUUGUGCAUGUAACAAGAUACCUGUUGGCCGGUAUCCUCGUGGAAGGUCUAUCGAAUAUCGUUUUUUGUAUAAGACAAUAAUAUUAUUAUAACAUGUAUAUUAAUAUCUAUAUAGAUUGUUAUAUUCAAGAAAAAUAAUUUUUACACGCGCACACACUUAUUGUCUUAUAUAUAUAUAUAUAUAUAUAUAUACAAAGUAUACCCCUAAUAUUUGUUACGGAAUUGUAAAUUUUCAAAAAAGUGUUCAAAUUGUUUUCUAUACACCUAUUAUAAUAAUAUUAAUAUAUUUUUUUCUUUUUAAUAAAUUAUUUUUUUAAUAUAAAAUAUAUAUUAUGUAGAUUAUUGUUUAUUAUUGUUUUCGUAUCCGUUGUCGUGUAACAAUUUUAUUUCAAUUAUUAUAUCAAUCACGAUGGCCAUCGUGGUGAAUAUUAUUAUCUUUACCCGAUGACGAACAUCGUACACGGGUAUCAUCAUCGGCAUCGUCAUGUAUCUAAUAAUUAAUCAACCGGAUGUAUUUUAAAAAAUAAACGUAUCGUCGAUAGUAACCGCGAGUGAUGUUGAAAAAUGUGAUUCUCAAAAUACGGGUUUAUGGCCUCGAAAAAAAAUAAUCAUCGUAGUGUACACCCGCUUUGAACGUAAUAGUGCGCGUGAAAAAAUCGAAUUCGUAAUGUGGAAUCGGAAAUCCGUAUUCGUCGUGCUGUCCAUUUGUAUCAUACAGACGAACAGUAUUCAAUGGCUGUAAGUAUUACCUAAUAUAAUAUUCUUGAAUAAUUAUUAUGAAAACGAAUAAAAAAAAAAUUGUAAUAUCCUAUUUAUUUGGAUAGCUGCAUAUACGCGUUUGUCACUAUAUCUAUAGUAUGUGUUUACUAAUCGAAUUUACAUAAACAUAUAUUAUAUCGGUUAGCUUACAUAAUUUGUCGUUGAAUUAGUUUCAUAUACACACAUCGUUGUACCAUAUACGAAUAAAUACUUUAAUAUUAAACAAAUAGUGUUAUAUUCGACAACGUAUAAUAUAAUAAUACGGGUACCUAAUCCACUUAGGGUUGGUGACUUUCAUAAAUUACGCGAGUCUUCGUUGCAGUCUUUACAGUUAGAACGUCAUUUCGGAAUUUCAAAAUGCAUAGUUAUAAUUUGAAUUUAAAAAAAAAAAGACAACCAUAUAAAAAAACAAAUCUCAAUCGUUUCUACUGUUAAUAUAUUUAAGACGUUUAGCCGUGCGUACAAUCUCGGCGAAGGUAUUGAUAGAAAUGCAUUACCAACAUAUUAUAAUGUGGACGAUGGUGGGAUGAUGAUUGUUUUGCAUUUUGUAAUUGGAUAUGCGUACGUUCGUUUUCGCACUAGGGUUUUCCGUAUAAACGGAUCGAUUAAUUUGUCAUGUCGAUCGGAUUUUUUUUUAAAUAUUUUUUUUAUACGAUUUCAUUAAUCACUCCUUAAAACCUAUAUUCAUAACUGCGCAAUAUUUACGCGUGUGUCUGAAUCUGUAAUAUAUUAAUAUAAUUCGAGUCGCGAGUUAAAUGUAGGUAUUACGAUAUAAAAUAUAAAUACAAUAUAUUAUGUCAGUGUGCAUAAUAUGUUUAUCAACUACUUAUAAUAUCAAGAUACAGAGGCUUAAUUUCAAAAACUGCCGCACACAUAUUAUGUGCAUCUUAUUUAACCUCGCAAAUAAAAACGUAAUAUGAUAUUACGAAAAUGCCGGGUUGUGAUUGGACUGUCCUUAUUGAAUAUGGGCGUGAAUAAAUUAUACUUUUUAGACGUUCGUUAAAUUUUCUUCUCUGUGAAAAUCAAGCCCGCAGUUAGUAUAUUAUAUAAUAUAAAAUAUUAUAAUAUUAUAUUAAUAUUAUAAUUGUCAAAUAAACAGUGAAAAACAAAAAAAAGGUUGAAAUGUGCGUAUAUCCUAUAGUUAUGGUAUUAUUAUGACAUAUAUUAUAAAAAAGUGAGUAAUAUAAUGUGGUUACGAUGAUUUCGUUUGAUUUGAACUUUAUUAAAAUACAUUUUAGAAAUUUGAAAUUGACUAAACACUAAAAACUGUUCCGCGAAAUGGAACCCGAUGAAAGUUCGGCUAUAUUAUUUAAAAUUUAAAUAGAUACCUGCCUACCUACUUAAUAUGUAGGUAUAAAAUGUCACUACCCAGGUAUAUAUAUAUAUAUAUAAAAAAAAAAACCUAUGAAAUAUAAUCGAAAUUUAUCGACCAACGUAAAAUGUAUAAAAAGGAAAUGAUAAUUAAUUUUUCGUUUUAAUAUCGCGUUUUUUUUUUUUUUUUUUUUAUAUAGAAGAACUAGGUACGGUUUAGACUUAUAUUAUUAUUAUAUGUUAAGUGCAGCUCGUGCGUAGGUAUUGAAUACCGCCUAUUAAUUUUUUCUUGUAGAUAUUUGAAAUUAUAUAUUUCGCUAUAUAGGUAUAUAUUAUCUCCGACGGUACUCUACGUCUUCUUCGAUACAAUACCAAUGCCUAUAUAUUAUUAUAUUUAAAUAUUAUGUUAUUAUGUCGUUAAUUUUGAAUAAUUUAUACGACUUUUACCUAUAAUUAUAUUUUUGAGAUCUCGGCAUUUAAUAAUGAACGUUUUUUCGAUAUCUAUACGGUUCCGAAGAUUUAUUGCACGUGAAAUAUUAAAUUAUAAAAAUCUGUUGAUAUAAAAUUAUGAUUGUCACUAGUGACGAUAAAUCAAAUUUCAGAUUUAUUAUGAUUUUUUAUUUUAUUUUUUUUUCUGUUAUGAUAUUGCAUUGAUUGCGAAAAUCAAUUACAAAAACAAUUUUAUCAACAAUUUCACCCACGGUUAGGUUAUGUUAUAGCUUAGAUUUUUUAGAUGCGUGGGAUUCUUAUUGUUAUCUCGCGUUUCGUAUUUAAAUGCAUAGGUUAAUUAUUAUUAUUAUUUUUUUAAAUGUUGAUUAUUUACCGUGCGUUAAAAUCCGAUCAAGUACCUAGGUGUCUAUAUUAUAUCUUUAAUCUCAGGAAAGAAGGACAUAUGCUACACUGAAGAUCUUAAGUCAUUAUGAUAUGUAUUUUUUGUUUGGAAAAAAAGAAUAUGUUUAUUGUGCAGAAAUUUAACCAUUUAGCGAUUUUCAAUAUAUUUUAAUUUGCUUGUAUUAAAAAUAUAAAAAAAUGACUUAAGCCCUUCUUCCCCGGGACCAAAGAUAUUAUAUUAAUAACUUUUCAUAAAAUAUGGUACACAUUUUAUAAGGGAUUAUGUAGCAGCUAAAAAAAAUAAUAAUAAAUAAAUUCAAAAUAUAAUUCUUCAAUAUAUUAUGGUUUUAGGUUCGCUUAGGUUACCUAUAUGAUUUUUAAUUCGAUUCACGUAUUUAUUUAAAUUAUUAUUAUUAUUCGUAUUCGUAUAAAAUAUGAAAUUAUCCAUACCAAUUUUCAUGUAAAAUAUUAAAUAUAUUAUAUAAUUAGUAUAUGUGCAUUGUAUUAUUAUAUUACCUGUAUCAUAGGCGGAGCUACGGGUAAGCCAACUAUAUGACUGGGCACACCCUGUUGGUAUAAAAAAAAAAAUGUAAAUACCUAUAUGAUAUACAUUCAUAUUUACAGUAAUUAUUUUAUUGUUGAAAAUAAAUAGUAAACAUGACACAUUUUGAUGAGGGCGAGAAGGGAAAUUAAAAAUUUGAUCGCCAUCUCGACUCGAGAGAAAUUAAUAACAAACGUUAAAUAUACUAUCAUUACUGACUUAUUGUCGUUACAUUAUAAAGCUAAUGUAUAUGAUUAAAAUUUCAUAAAAAUAAAAUAAUAAUUUUAAAAUGAAAUUUAAAAACUAACUAAUAAACUUAAAAAGGUCUAUAUAGAAAACGGAAAGAAAUUAAUUUUUUAAAAAUUAUACAUUUAAAUUUAGUCUUAAUCAUUAUUGUGGACCAGAAUGCAUUAUUCUUUACGAGAUCUAGAAAAUUAUCUUCCGAAACACGAGUAGACAUAUUUUAUUGUUUGUUCGUUUCGUCAAUAAAAAAAAAAAUGCAAAUUACGCAAAUAUAAUGCAGAUUUAAUAAUAUUAGAAUUAUUACGGUAUAUUUUAUUCUAUAAAAUAUGAAACCCGCGCGAGAACAAUGCAAUAAUAAUGAUAUAUUAUAACGACGAUAUUUCUGUAUAUCUUCUUGACGUAUCUAUAGUCAAUUGUUCGGUAUCCACAAACAUAAUAUAACAUUCAUAGAUUACAAUACUAUUAUAUAUACUCGUAUAUCAUAUACGUAUACGAUAAAAAAUAUACAAUGAAUACGAACAUCGGAGACUAUUAAAACACCUACCAAUCACCAUGAUAUAUACAUUUUCGACUGUCUAAAAGUAUUAAAAAAAAACAGCGCGUAACAUUAUACAGUCUUAUCAGAUUCGCCCAAAAGUGGGCAAGGUAAUGAAAAUAAUUAAUUAAAUUAAAGUAAUAAACAAAAAAAGCCUUCAAGUGAACAAAGUUAACAAAAAUAAAUUUAAUCAGUUAAGUUAAAAGUGCAAAAUGGCGUUGCUUUACUUUUUAUUAAACUUAAAAGUUAAUACUUUUUACAAUACUGAUAUUCAAUGUAAUAAAUAAUGUAUAUUUUUUAAUUUUUAUAAACUAAAUCGCAGUGCAACGAACAGUAAGAACAGUCGGAUAACGUAUCAACUUAGGGUUCCAUUUAGGUAUAUAUAAUUAUAUAAUAAUAUAGUUUUACACAUUUCGUUCAAUAAUUUUCAUUGAAAGUGUUUAUAAAGAGCUACUUUCUUAAAUGUAUGCAGAAUUUUUAAUCGCAUGAUUGGAAAGUUAUAUGGAGACAAAUUUAUUCUUUAUAGAUCUUAUUUGUUGAGAAAUAUGCAUCUAUAUAAAAGACUGUCGCUUUAGAACCUUAAUUUAAUUUUUAAAGACCUUUUUAACGAUAUCCCACAUGAUGGGGUGUGCGAAAAAUUAAAAUUGUGUCCAUUAAUUUUAUUUAUUAAAAUAUACCUAUAGAAAACGUGCGUACAUUUUUUGUUGACUGCGCAAUUGUUUGGUGGUUCACUUAAGACACCUCUCUGUGGAAUUUCAUCAAAAUUGAUGGAAAAAUGGCUGAGUUAUAUCCUGAUAUCUGAUCAAGUCUGGGACAAACGGACAUGAUGAAAUUGUAUAAAGGUUCCGUUUUUGCCAUUUUGGCCACAGAUAUAACAAAAGGUCUAAACAAGGACAAUAUUCUGGUACUUUGUUUAAUCGUUCCUCGCCUCAGUCAUUUAUCGAUUUCAAUGAAAACCCCCCAGAUUUGCUUUUAUUAUUCAUAUGUCAUGCGUGUAAAUAUACGAUUAAAAUGCAAAUAUUAUUCAGUGGGUAAUAUAAAAUUGUUAUCUUGAACUUAUUAAAUAUUUACUUUACGUCAAUACUUAUUAUUGUAAUAAAAUUAUUAUAAAUGCAAUAAUGGGCUAUUGUAAAUUAAUUUGAAAAAUGAUUGGUAUCUAUAAUUUAGUUAAUUUAUAUGAGUUUUAGUGACGUGUUUGCAUGAUUGCAAUCGUGUUUGUAUAAUAAUUUUUAACGAAAAAAAAUUAUCAAACAUGCGUUUAAUGCCAGUUUUCAUUAAAAAUUGGAUUAGAGCCAAACUAAUUGUUUAAAUUAAACUACUAUAUUAUAUAUUUACGAAUGAAAUGUGACGCAUUUUGAAAGUUAGUUUUUAAAUUCCUUUUUAAUCAUGUAAAUUAUUAAAUGUGAUGUUCACCUACUGUUACAGACAUACUAUUUUUCAUUCUGUUUAUCAAUAGGUCAAUAGGACACUCAUGCCAAAUUAAAAAUGUUCGAUGUUUAAAAACUAUUAUUUGUUCAAAGUGACUGCGAAAUAAUAUAUAAAUCGAAUUUUUUUAAAUUUGACCCAUUAUUUGUAUUUGUUAUAAAUUAAUAUCAUCAAUUCAAAUCUUUUAACUUAUCAACUUUUUUAAUUUUAAAUCGAUUACAUUUGUUUUUAUCCUUCUAAAAUUUGUAUUCAAAUUAGAUACUUAUUCGUAUUGGUUAAAGUGGAAAGGAACGGAAUACCCCUUCUUAUUUCAGUAAAAAUUACCAGUAUCUUUCAGUUUAAAUCUUCGAAGUUCGAUGGAACACUAUAGUCAAUGACAUUUUAAAAAUUCGAAUGUUUUAUUAAAUUUUUAGUGUUAUUUAAUACAUUCUACAAAAUGUAUACCAAUUAGUUUAUUCACAUUGCGACUUUAUUUUCACUGAGAAGGUAUAUUCAUAGGAUAAUAUCUGAGGGGAGAGAGAUGCGGUUUAUUCGUAGAAAACGAUUUCGAAGGUCUUAUUUCCACAAUAGAUUUUCUGAAAGUUUGGUUAGGUUCAGUCAGUUCUCGGGAACGUCCCUCAAUUUUCGGUAUAUAUAGUCUCUCAUCGAAGAUUUUCCUCUUUAACCGCUGGGUAUUCGUAAAGUAUUGAGGUAUACUAUAGGUAUAAUAGUUAAUGUCACAAUAUUAUUAUUAGUAUAAUAAUAUAUAUAAUAGUUUAUAUGUAUAAUAAUUGUGCAAUAUCAAAAAAAUCAAUUAUGAAUAAAUAUCGUAUAAAAUAUAAUCAUCGUGCAUCCAGCGGAUUUCGUAUAUUAUACCGGAAUAACAAGUAGAUUAUAAUAUAGUGUUGAUUUUAUUUUAGUAAAAUGUUUAGUAUUUGUAUAUUUUAUGUAUAAUAUUAUUGUGUUUAAUAAUGGAACUGAUGGCAUUAUAACGAAAAUGCCACUUUGCAAUGUACUUGUAAUAUAUCUAUAUAUUCACGUUUUAAUGUACUUAAUAUAUAUUUAGGUAUACCUAUAAGUUCUUAUGUAGUAAUAAUUUUUAAAUGUUUUAAGUAGUUGCUAUAUAUUAAUCUGGAAGAAAAAUACGGCCAUACCUAAUAUAUAACGACGUAAACAACCAAGAAAAAAAUAAAACUAAAUUCCAUAUGUUUGUUACAUAAGUAGGUACUUAUACCUAUAUAUUUAUUAUUUGUAUACUUACAUGUUCAAUAAUAUAUUUAUGUAUAUAGGCACCUAUAAUAAAUAAAAAUCUGACGUAUUUAUAGUAUACUUUGGGUUGACUUCUGUUUUGAGUGGACCGUAAUGUGCAACGGCGUUGGUCGGUUUAUAUUAUUAAUACUUAUUAUUUAAAAUUUAAAAUAGUGAUUAAAUAUUAAAUAACAUACUAUACUAUACUAUACUAUACGGCUUUUAGUGACGUUUUUCGUGAUUUUUAAGACGUAUAGGUACCGCUCAACUGAGAAAUUAAAAAUGUCACAUUUAUUAAUUAACAUAAUUAAUAAAUAAUAUAUAUCAUCUAUUUAUCUCAAUUUUAAUUAUAAAGGACAGUCUUCGGGAAUUAUUAUGACGUAUGUAGACUGAAUUUUCAACCAAGUGCCUUUGAGAAGUUUAAUGUAGGUAUACUAAAAUUAAAUAUGUUGAAAGUAUAACAAAUAAACCGUUAUUUGUUUUUCAAAAAUAAUUGGUAUUAAACUGUCAAUAAGUAAAAAACUAUUUUCUUUUAAUAUGCAGAUUAUCAAGUUCUAUGAUGUUAUUAUAUAUAUAAAGUCAUUUAUACAAAUGAAUAAAUACAGUAUAGGUAUGUAUGAAAAAUAAGCACACAUAUAAUUGAUUUUUUCUCGACUUGCCAAUACUCGAAAUCUUAAUUCACGUGUAUGUGAAUUAUACAUUCAAAUAUACAUACAUACGAAAUAAUACAUACUUUAUACAGUAAAGUAUAAUUUCGUGACUACAUAAAUUAUAAUUUAUUAACAAACCUGUCAGUCUGUCAGUGUAUAAUACAUAAAUAUAGGACAUAGGUAGGUCGUAGGUGCCCAUUAUAUUUAAGUAGUGCUAUAAACCGACACCUGUAGAUUACUAUAAUUAAAUUGUAGGAACGAGAUAUUAUUCCGGGUUCUAACAUGCACUAAAAUCCCACUGCGUGUUAUUGUUGCAUAGUUCAUAAACUAUAUCAAAUAUAUAAAUUAUUACUAAUGAAAUACGUUUCUCAGCGUAGUUCGGUUAAAUAUGUAUUGAUAAAUUAAACAAUAGCAACUAGUUUUGUCAUGCUUGUGGCCAAAGUAACUUAUUAAUCAACAAAAAAGUGCAAUAUUUUCAUUUUGAAAGUACCAAUAACUUUUUACCAGAUACUCUUUAGGGGUUUAAUUUUAUAAUAGAAAGUAGACAGUCACCUUUCCUUUGUUUUGAAUCUCAAUUGUGAACAAUUUCAUCCAGAUUGGAAUAAAGUUGUAGGUUUGUAUGAAAAGCCAAUUUUAUCGAACUUGAUUUUAUGAUUUUUCAAUGCUGAAUAGUUUAUAUAAUUUGUUUUGAAUAAAACACGGUCAAUGGACUAUAAGAUGAGUCAAUCCUUGAUAUUCCUCCCCUAGGUACACCACUCCUAAUAGUAUAACUAUUUUCCACAGUUUUAACCUACAGUUACUUCUAAAGUCGACGAUCGGAACAUGAUUUCUGGUAGAAAAGUGAUUUAUAGACAGAAAAACAACAUUUAUCUACAUUAAAAAUAAUGCUGUACGCUAAUUAGAAUCUAACAAUAUCUAUAUAUACUGCACGACAACUUGUGUGUUCUUUCAUUUUUCGUCACUCUUGUUAAGUUAAAACAAACCAAAAUAUUAAACUAAAAUAAUAAUAUUACGAAAUAUAAAUACCUAUUAUUUUAAUAUUACAUGAUUGAUGAAGAAAGGCUUUUCAAAAUAGAAAAUAUUACAAACGUCAAUACAUUAUUGGUAUCAUAUUUUAAUACAAACAUUUACAAAAUCAUGAUACCUGAUACCUGAUGAUACAUGAUAUUUAUAUAAAAAUAUAAAUAGGUACAUCGUUCAAUAUAUUAUACAUUUAUUAUGAUUCCGUUAUCAAUUAAUACAAAGAUAUAUUUGAGUUUUCUAUUUAAUAAAAAUAUUUAAUUAUCGAACAUUUUUUUUUUUUUUAAAUAAUAUUUAAUUUUGAACAUUUCGGCCACUCAUAAGCCAAAUGCCCGAUGGUCCUACAGGCCACUCCGCCGCUGUUUCUCAAUACAACAAAUAAAUUCAAAAUGCUAUAAACCUAGUCAAUUUUUUAUUGGAAUAAGAUUAGAAAAGUAGUUUAGAAAAUUGUAGAAAAGUUGUUUACAGACAGAACAAAAAAAAUCGCACACACUAUAAUAGAAUCAAUACAUUCUCCGCUUAUACUUAUCCUGUCCAAAAUCGAAAAUUUAUAGUAAAAAUAUAUAACGUUUAAAAUACUUGAGAGCAAUUUAAUAUAAUUGGCCGUUUUACUGAAAUCGUAAAAUCAGACAAAUUUGAGGCGUUCGAAAAUAGAAAUACCCACCUAUUAUACAUUGAUACACGCGAAUAUAAAUUGACUGUAGAUAUGUAUAUAGAACAGUUAUCUUAACUAUAAAUCAUGUAUUAUAGAAGUCCGAAGUAGGUAGGUAUAUAAAUACUAUACAUUUUACAUAAGUUUUCUUGAAUAAAUCAUUACACGAACAACUAACGAGAUACAGUUGAAUACUUGCAGUGCCUACGUAAAAUAUUUAUUGCUAUAGGUAAUAUAUUAUAUACUAUUAAAAUAUAUAGUAUUAAAACCCUUUACUGCAUUAUAAAACCAUUUAACCGUGUGCCGUUUGCGAUUUGGAAUACAUUCGUAAAUAUAUAUAUAUAUAUAUAUAUAAUAUUGUUCUCGAAAUAUAUUUUUUAUUUUCAAUGUAAUACAGCACGGUAAUAAUCAACCACCCCUUCCCACCACACACAAUAGUUGCACCACAGGGUGCAUGGCUUACAUUUAGGUUUCAAUCAACCGUACAAAUUACAAUGAUAAAUUAUUAAAAAUCACUUGGAAAGACCUCGGUUUUGAAGCAUUACAGUUUCAGAAAUAAUAGGAAGAGGUUUUUAAAUUUGUAUAGUAUAAUAAUAAUAAAAGGGGUUUUGAGCGUUUGACCAACCUAUAAUAGUAUAAUACAACAAUAUUCUACAGAUAAACAUUUUAUAUCUAAAUUUAAAUAAUUUAAAAUAAUUUCAUCAUUUCUAACAGUCCUACAAAAUACGGUUCCACAAUUAUUCUCUCUGUAUACCUAUUACGAUUUUUAUAUUAUAAACAAGUGUUAAUUAUACCUAAAGUAUUAUUAUUAUAUUCUAAUAUUUUUUCAUAUUAGACCUCCCGAGUUUUAAAGGUUGUUAAAUACGUUUUCAAAUGAGUAGAGAGUGUUACAGAAACUGAUUAUAAAUUUCCUAUUUAAUUUUUCGAAGAUCAUAAAAAGUUGGUUAGGUGUUUAUGUGUCCUGUUUAAAUUCUUAAUACCUUUAUAUAUAAUUAUAUAUGCACCAAGGUUUAUUAUAGAGACAAUGAUUCAAUUUCCUUUCUCUUCAUGUAUAUAGCACAUACCUAUAUAGAUUGUAUAUAUUUAAAGACAAUUAUUUAGAUUGUUUUUUCACCCAAUAAUCAGUUUUUAUGAAUCGUUAGGAUUUUUAAAUUUUAUUGUUUUUAGAUCAGUACCAUUUACAUGCAUAUGAGUACCCGUGUAAUUGACAUUUUUAUCGGAUCAAAAUAUUUGAAUGGACGAAAUAAAAUGUAAAACAAUAUAGAAAUGUAUCGUGUUACCUUUUUAUAUUGCCAUAAUCCUGACCGGUUUUUUAAUCCUUCGAUAAACACCAGUAUAUGAAAAUUUAAAAUUAAAUAUAAAGUUAUCACUUAGUUAAUUAAAUCAUUAUUAUUAUUAUUUUUUUUAAUACUUUUCAAUAAAAACAAUAAUAAACCUUUUUACAGUGCAUAUGCAUUGUUUAACAUUAUAUUCGUUGUAUUAUAUCAUGAGUCUUUAUUUUAUGAAAUAUAUAUCGACAACUUUAAGUACUUUAGGUACUUAAAUUGCGUUAUAACAUUUAUAGGUAUUACCAGGUAGUGGGUACCUAGGUACUUAAAGUAUUUUCGAUUUUUAAAUUAUUAUAACGGAUAAUGUAUGUAUUUAUAUGUAAUGAAACAUAAAAGUAUUAUCAAUAAUGCGGUAAAAUUCGAUUAAGAACGGCAUUACGAAUACGAAUUACGGAAAUACGAUUGAAAGAAUUUGAAAAGAUUUUUUUUUAACAAUGUUACCAUAAUAAUGAUAUUGUAGUGGUCUAGUUUUACCAAAAAUGUUAUAUAUGUAAUCAUAAUAUUAUGGGGCUUUUUUGGGGUUAAAGUUUAAACGAUAUAUUUUAUUGCACACCGCAUGACAUGAAUGUUCACUACGGAAAUUGAAUUGUUGGAUAUUAUUAUAGAGUAGCUGCUUUAGUUCAUACUGUUAUCUUUUAUACUAGUUUUCAAUUAGUAUUAUAAUAAUGAAAACACUAGUCAAAACGCGUUGAGUAUAAUUUAUUAAGUAAAAGUUGCAAAUACAGUAGAAACUUGAUUAACCGUCAGUUACGGGACCGGAACUAUGACGGUUAACAGAAAUGUUGCAAAAAACGUAUAGGUAUAUUUUUACAAUGGUGUAUUUGCAGAUAAAAAUAAUACCAUACCUACUAAAAAAUUUUAAACAAAAUAAUCUAUCAUCUUCUUCUGUUUUUUUUUUUUUGAAGCAUGAGUUUAUUGAGCGGCAAUGUUUUGUAUUUUACGAAGAAGUAAGACAGUUACCAAUAACGGAUAACAGAUAGUGACGAUAAAUCGAGUUUCUACUGUAUAAUAUGUAAUAGGACGUGAGUAAGCGUAUACAACACUAUCACUGUGGGUAGUAGAAAGGUUAACUAUACAGUACACCACAGAUAAUACAGUUGAUAUCGGCGAUGCUAAUAACCCGACACCUUCCCAUUUAAGUAUUAAAAAAUAUAUAUGUUUAUAGGUGAAUUGUGUAUAAUGUAUACUUUAAAAAAAAAUUAAUUAAUUAAUUUUAUAAACCAGUAUGGGUUCACAAAUAUAGAUUUAACAAUAUUUAAUUAUAAGAAAAAAACAAUAGUAAUCAGUAUUAUGAAUAACUCAUAAAUUGCUUCACAACUCAGAACUUAAGUGACUAAAUUAUUCAUUAAAAUGUAGGUUUAUUAAUGAUAUAGAAAGUCAUUACUUCUUUUUAAUUUAACUACGCGUUGGAGCUUGUAAUUUUCAGUUGACAAACUAUUGUCUAUUCUUAACACUAUUCUCAGGCACGCCACUGACAUCUCCAGUUGCUUUAAGUUCACUCACUACCCUCAACGUUAUUUUCCUUACCACCUACAUGUCUAUUUCUCAUGUGCCUUGAAUUGUUGAAUAUCUUACCUUAAUUAUCCUUGGGCAGAUAAGAUUUGGGAAUUUUCAGUCUUUUAAUUUUUUUACCAGAUAUUCAUUAUUUUUUAGAAAUAGUAUCAACUAAUACACAUUAAAUAUUUGAUAUUUACUUGAGAAUCUAUUAUAAUAAUUAGCCUGUAAGGCUGUAACAUUUGUUUGUUUUGUAUUUUAUUUCUAUUGUCUAAUCUCAUCCUCACAUAUAUUUUUUGGUUUUAAUAACUCAGUUAGUACAGGUAAUUUAUUUUCGGAUUUAUGUAUAUAACUGUAAGUAAAUUCGUUGACUAUCGGUUAAUGCUAACUAAAAAUAUGUACAAUAAAGGUAUACUGUCAAUGUUUGAGCACGUUGAGUAACCGUAUUAUUAUUAUUAUCGUGCUAUUAAUGCUACUGGUCACUAACAUUACAUUUACAUUAAUUUAUCAACGGUAAGUAGCUGAUAUUAGUGUUAUGUAUGUCAAAAUUUUAAAAUCAAAAGUUAAUACCCAUAUUACUUUAUUGGUGUAAGGACUAAGGAGUAGAUUGUUGGUGUACAAAUAUUAAAAUAAACAUUAAACAAUUUUAUAAUGAUAAAUGAUUGAAAAAAUAUAGAAUUUACUUGAAAUCCUCCGGAAAAUUUGAUAAAUCGAGAUAAAAUAAUCAAUCUGUAUAAUACUGUAUAGUGUUUAUUAUUUUAACAGGAAUGUGCACCUACAAAUUAUUACACGUACUAUAUAUUCUCGCUUAUAACCGUAUAAGCAUAAUACUUUAUGAGAACUCAGAACAUUAACUCAUUAUUACCGUUUUUAAAUAAUUUAAAAGUGGUAUAAUAAGUCAAUGAGAUAAAUCAGUUUAAAUCACUACAAUAAUACACAAUUAUAUUGUAGGUAUCUGUGUAACAUUAUAUAUUGUUGUUUACGAGUUACGAAAAUCACACAUCUUGAAACCCGCUGUAUUAACGUGAUAAUACACCUUAUAUACACACUAAUGGUGGGAUAUAUGGGAUACAAAAAUAAAUUAAUCAAACCAUUUUAUAUAGUAAAAAUAAAAUUGUUUUCUUUCACUGUUAUUGAGAUCGUCGGUCUCUUCCAGUUUUUUCUAUUUACUGUUACCACCUUUCAUUCCAAAUUUCAUCGUUCCUCUCCUAAAAAGUCUUGCUAAAUCAAAUCUUUCCAAUGAAGCUGUGGUCUACUUAAUAUUCUUUCAAAACCUAUAUCAUAUAAUAUAGUACAAUAUUACCAAAUAGUAAAUACUUCGUGUAGAAGUAACGUUUCGCUUAGGGAUGAAAAUAUUUACUGAGUUUUAUAAGUUUAUGAUUUACUUAUACAUAAUAUAGAUGAGACUAUAAAUACCUACUGCAGUAAACUGACCUAUUUUGAAAAGUCUUUUUCUUCGAUAUUUUUAUUUUAAAGCAAGUUAAUUAUGCGCUUAUUGUUCAAAUUAUUACCAAUGAUGAAAGGUGUUUGUAUCUAUACAUUUUUUAGAUAAUGUUGUUGAAAAAAGAACAGAGAGAAUAUUGCAGAUUUGUAUCGGGUUAUUUUUAAGAUAAUCUGUUAGAUCAUUGUACUGCAGUAAUAGUAGGUAGGUAUUAAAAACGGAAAAGCUUAUUUGGUAGCAGGCAUCGCGGUUCUGCGACUGAAAGAGAAUUUUCAAUUCUAUAAUCGUGUAAAAAAAAUAUGUCCAUGACGACCUCUUCUUCUUAUUACAUAUGAUGUAAUUUAACUGCACCGUGGGAGGUAAAAUAUGCGAUAUAAAUAGGUAGAUAAGUAUAAUACUCGGUUUUACGAGGGCUUGUUGUACCACCCCUAUAUAUUAUUAUAAUAAAACAGACUAGGCGCAUAAUUGCAAUCGUAUUUCCAAUCAAAUAUAGAGGAAUCGUUCGGGUAGGGUUUAAUUGGAAAGAUCGCUAACUAUAAAGGCUAAAAAAAUACUUAUAUAUAAAUAUUGUGUAAUCGUGCCGCUGCAGAACUCCGAUGGCGACAAUAAUAAUCGAACACAAAAGAUUUUUUUGUUUCCCCCCCCCUUUAAUUAGAUAUAUCUCAUAAUAAUACACUUCAAGAGAUGUUUUCGUUUUUGGAAUCGCAAUGCGCACUGAUGAUGUGUACAGAUAAUAACAAUCGUAUUUGUAUUAUGACGGACCACCGACAUCCACCGUAUCUGUUUUACUUACUACAUAAUAGUUCUGAUAAUUGAAUGGUUGAGUUGACAUUUUUUAUGGUCGAUAGUAGAUAACAGAUCCGUAGUGAAAGAAGAGGCGGAAAGGACACAAGACUUCAAAGGUGCAAAAAGAAAAUGUAGUUUAAUCUAUUAAAUCGAAGACUUUACUCGACAACAAAAAACAACAUAAAUUUUAUUCGAAUACCUAUUUAAAUUUUGAGUGUAACUAAUUAAGAUGUGUUUUUUUUUUCAUCAAAUAACACUUUUUGUGUACAUUUCAAACGCUCCGAUUUUUUCAUUUAUUCGAAUCUAAAAAGAUAUCAGUUUUCACCUCAUAGUAUUUCAUUUGAACGAAUUUUCUAGAUUCCCGACAGUUAUUUAUAGAAAAUGUUUUUCUAUAUUUCUGUUAUUUAUUACACACGAAUCGCAAAAAUAGCUUUAUUCCUUUGUCGGAGACUUGUUUUAUGCAGAUCUAGAUAGAUCCGCAUAAAUGAUAAAUGCGUCAAUGGUACCCACAACUGUACUUGCUAUAGUAAAGUUAUACCUAUAGAAUGAAUUAUUUAUUAAAUUUAUUGAAAUUUUAGAUUCUGAGUGAAAUGAGAGAUCUAUUGUUUUUAUUAUGAUUGUGUAUUUUUUUUUUGUCUGUAAACAACUUUUCGAAAAGAAAUCUUGCUCUAAUGUAUAGAGUAUAGACGUACAGUAUUCCUUUUCUGAAAGGAAAUUUUGUCUACUUAAAAAUAUACGUAAAGAUUUGAAAUUUUGACAUAAAAUUUAUAUUCGCUUUUUUUAGAUCUGGUAAAAUUUUCAAAACAUCUGAGUAAUUUUUGAGUUAUUUAUAGACUUUUAAAUUUUUCGAGUUAUUUACGUAAUUUUUUUAAUAGGUACUCUGUGGAUAAAAUUAUGAGAUUAUACAGAAAUGUUUGAAAAUUUAACAUGAGAUUCAUUACAAGUUAUACAUAAUAAUGAAAAAACAAAAAAUUGAGUAUAACACAGUAUUAUUUUUUUUAAAAGUUUUAAAUUCAUAUUUAGACGAAAAUCGUAAAUAUUAUGGCUAUUUAAAACAUAUAUAAUUGAACUUCGCUCCAAAUCGUUUUUCGUUAGUAACGGUUUAUCGUUGCUUACAGGUAUAAACUAAAUCAUCGUAUAAAUCCCAAAAUCUUCCAACUACUCAUCUACAAUCUAGCCGCACACGUCCCCAGUAUUAGCUUUCCUCGUGGUUCGUAUAAUUAUAUGUGAUAAUAUGUAUGUAUUGUUAUAUUUUUAAGACAUUUUCUAUUUUAGGAAUGGGUGAAAUAUAUUUCCCCCCCCCCGUUAGAGAGGCCGUUAGGUACGUCACUGUAUUUUAAUUUGUAUUACUACUACAUUAUGUAAUAAUAUUCACUUUGUUUAUAAGGAUAACGGAAUCUCAUCCAUUUUUUAAUAAUUUUAACCUACGUAGGUGAACAACAAUUCAAUAUUAUAUUUCGAUGAUGGCAAUCUACCACGGAUGAUAUUCUAUACAAAGGGGGAAGAAUUUAGAGGUGUUACUCUUUCUUCAAACGCAUAAUAUACUAGUUCUAUAGCUCAACUUAUUAACUUUAUUUUACUUAUGAACCUCCUCCGAAACACGUCCAAAAUGUAUUCUUAUGUACGUGACUAACGACGGAUUACAUUCAGGGAUAGGAAAGAUACUUCAAAACAAGUAUUUAGAUAAUUGAAACGUUGAUUUCCCGUAAAUUACUACAAAAACAAAAUCAAUAAUAACACUAUCCAUUAUAGCGUAAAUAUUUCCGUAUUGAUUUCUCCGAUCUUCCUAAAUCCCGAUAAUUAAGAAAAUUCCAAAUAAAUAGCUCAAAUAACUUAAAAUUUGUUACAAAACUCUCUUGUCGGUUUUCUAUAUUAAAUUUAAAAUCAAUUUUUCACAUGCAUAUGUAGUAUUUUGGAAGAUCAGUAGUUGUUUAUUUGAAAUAUUUUUUUAAAUUCUUAAUAAUUCCCCAUAAAUAUUUUUUGUACAAUCACUUUAAAAUUUGUUUUUAAUAAUAACGAAAAUCUAGGGAGAUUAUAAAUGACAGCUUCUUCUAACAGGCUACUUUCCCUCGCAUUGAAAUUUUCUGGGCACACCACCGAUGGAUCGAGGCGAUCUAUCUUAGUUUCAUUCCGUUCGGAAGUAGGUACUUGGAGCGAGGACAUUUCCCGUAAUCCUCGAUUAUAAUGUACAUUAAGUAGGUAUCUAUAAUAUAUUGUGUGUGCGAUUAUAAAGAUCGUAUUGCAUUUAAUGUAUUGGUCCCGGAAUGGUCCUUGUAGGUAUAGGUAAAUAUUGCAAUAAAUAUUAUAUGAUUAAUGAUUAUAGGUACGAAAACGCGUCGGCGACCGAGUGAAUAAUAUGCGUGUGCAAUAAUAAUAAUAGCAUAUUAUAUUGUAUUAAAAUUCGGAAAUCGGAAGUUUCGAAAUAGUUGUGCGUAUCGACGUAUCGUACAACGAAAUGUCUGAAAUUGUAAAUUGUAAUACAAUUUAUUUACAACCAUGUAUUACGUAUAGAAUUCGUAAAUAAGCUCGAAUUUCGAGGCAGAGGAUAAAUCUCCAAACUCCCCACCCCUGCGGGUUGUCACACGGCUUACAAUGCUUUUAUUAUUUUACAAGCAUAUUACGUAAAUCAAGGAUAAAUGGCUUAAGGUAAUUUUUGGCAUUAAAAUUUUGUGUUGAUAACAUUUCUUCACUUUAUUCAUUGGACUAAGUGGCAAAAGUGUAAUUUAUAUAUAAUAUAUUCUAACCCUUUAUGGUAUUCUAAAAGUUAAAAUACCUUGAGUCAUUAUAAUAUAUUUUUUGUUUGACAUGUAAGACAUAAGUCAUAACUAGAGUCCGGAUUUGUAUUCACUUGUAAUCUACAAAAAGGCGCUUAAAAACAUUGAAAAUCCCAGAAAUAAAAACUUACAAAAAUUUAAAAAAGCAAAAAUGAUAGAGGUAUUUAAAAGUCCUUCCACUAAUGGCUCUAACUCAUUAAAUUAAAUUUCUUAGCACUACAAAAAUGAUUCACUCAAAAUAAAUUCCCAAGUGCUUUUUUGACGUUUUCGAGUGUUUUUGCGGAUUUUAGGAGAAUAUAUAUCCCGGUCCCUAGUCAUAACUCAUAAUUAUACAUUAUACAGCGAUUUAGCCGUUUAACAAUUAUAGAAAUUUAAUUGUAAUGAAAACUGUAGAAAAUUAGCUUAAGCUCUUAUUCUUCCCUGGGACCAAAUAUUAUAUUAAUAUUGUAUAGGUAGGUACGCGCAGGUACAUAUUUGUAAACACACAAAUGCAUGUUUUCGAUACAACAAGAUAAAUUACAAAUCGAUCGAGUAACGGUUAUUUUUAAAUAUUAUAUGAUUGGUGCACAUAGCGAUAUCACGGCCGUAUUAAGUAUGUACCGUAUAAUUCCUUUAAACUAGAUGAUUUAAAUAAAAGAUAACCCGCUUGUGGAUAAAAUGUAAAUUUAUAAAAAUAAAAUGCAUAAUAUACAUAUUAUAAACGUAGGUAUACCUAACCUACCUAUCUACCUGCCUACCUAUAUGUAUUAAAUAAUAUGGUGGUCGAGAAACGUUUACGUCAUAAUACAUUUACGUAAAAACCAAAAUAAGAAAACACCGGAACACGCGAUUCGACCGUGAAAUUUUAACGAUUUCACAGAGGUUUUUCGACGUGGCGUAAAGUGUAAUAAAAUUAUUUUUAAUAUAUACUAUAAGAAUAUUCAAUAUUUACUUACAAAUAAUAAAGUUUGUGUUUAUAAAAUAUUGAAUGAAUAUAGGAAUUUCGGGGAGGGGCGGGGGGACAGAAUUAUUCGUCUUCAACCGGUUAAGAACUUAAGUGGAUUAUGACGUUGAUGCAAAUUAACUGUAAAUUCUCGAGUUUAUAGUAAAAACUACGUGUACCUAAUUAUAAUAAGUUAAAUAAUUAACUGUAAAAAUUAUAAUUUUUAACGAUACUUCAGGUUGUAAAAACGUAUUAAACUAUUAAUUACAACUACUGUAUGCGACUAUAACUUUCUUAAAUAAUAAUAACUUAUACUUUACAAUUAUUAGGUGGCAAUCGAUAUUUAAUUAUUGUUAUUCAUUUGUCAUUGAAUAAAAAUAUGUAAUAAAAUAUUUUAAUUAAAUUAAAUAUUUUAUAAUAUGUUCUAGCGAAGAUUGCGCGGAAAUAACUCGUUUGGUACCCAUUCGAUAGCAAUCUAUUUGGCAGUCCGAUAUAAAUCGGAACGGAAGACUGACACAAAAUAUAUGCCCUUUAUUAGCAUUUUAACUUUCAAGCGUGAAUGACGUACUGGUUUUACUAUGACGCACGCUUUUUUUUUUUGUCUACCUAUGAAAAAUUUGUUUACCAGAAUUCUUAUUUCCAAUAAAAACUUUGGUGGUCAUUUCUAUCUUUUCUAGUAGCGAAUUUUGUCUAUAAUUGAAGCACUAGGUCGUUUUUUAAGCGUUUAAAGUUCAAAUUUUUAUAACGGCAUUUCACGUAUUAUUUUCUGAUUUAUCUGAACACAAUAUUUUUGGCUCCACAAAAAUGGUAGAACAUUGAAGACAAGAAAAAAUGUAAUUUAUAUUUUGUUAUAGUUACAAAUGAACACAAUUUUUAAUUUAAAUUUAUCUUAAGCUCAAUAUGUUAAUAUGCUAAACUGAACUCCUCGCUCAGUAUCGAUUUUCGUUAGCAAUGUCGUUGCGUACAACAACAAGUGUACAACUAUAAAUUAAAUUACCCAUCCCGACUAUCUGUGUAGAACAACAGUAGCACAGUCAUCAAGAUGAAAAAUAUAGCGUCUCAUUUUUUAUUAUUUUUAAAAAUGAAUUCUCAUUUUGAUAUAAUAUUUUCAAAUACAGAUAAUUAAAAUUAUUUAUUUUUUGAAAAUAUGAACGUCUUGUAUUGAUUUACGAUUUGCGUACUCGUGUUUCAUAUUUUUCUAAUCUAUAUAGAAGACGUAAUACAAUAUCAAAUUAUUAUUAACUGAAUAAAAUAAAUAGGUAUAUGUUUAUGUAGUACUUAAUACGCUCAAUGUGUGGCACACCCAGGAACUUUCAAUGUGGAGGAUUGUAGUAAAUAUAAUCAUAGAUGAAUAAAUCGCUCAACCUUGUUCUGUUGAAAUAACCUAAUCCGAUAGCGAGAAUUUCAAAGCCGGAUCAAAUAAAGUAAAUUUUUAUUCUAUAAAUCAAACUUCUGUACUAGUAAUUUGGUUAAAAUAUAUACAUAAAAAUCACUCAAAUAGUUAAUAUAUUUUCAAGCCAAUGGGGGAGGAUAUGACUCCUAACAUCCCCGUUCUGCGCACGCUACUGAUUACUACUAUAAAUACCACGCUCGAUUUUUAGAUUUUUUUUGCUUUCUAGGUUCGAGGGGGGGGCGUAUAGGAUCUUAUAACCUGAAAUUAACGGCCGAAUUCCAUUUAGAAUGAUUUUAGAUUGGUUUUAUAGGUUUUAUAAUGAUGUUUAUUUUUUUUUUUUUUUAUGUGGACAAUUUUUUUACCAGUAAUAUUUUAUUCCGAUUUUCCAGUAUAGAACUUUUUCUCAAAGGAAAUCUAACAAAGGUUGUACUUUAAGAAGGUCAUUUAUUGAUUUCCCUAGCUGUUCUAAUAAUAAAUGGGAAAAACCGGGAAAAUAGGUACAAUAUUAAACGAAUAUCAUUAAAGAAAAUACAUAAUUCAUAUUAUAUAAUUAUUAUUUGACAUAUAUAUUGUUGACAAAGAAACACUAUUAACUCCGCUCCGAAUAGGUUUAUCGUUAACAAAAGUUAAUCGUUGCGUACAGAUAUUACACAUUCAAUUUCCCCUCUAUCUUUCCAACUUCUCACCUACAACAUUUUUUUCUUUGAUAUAAUUAAUCGUCGUUUUCAGUAUUAGUUGCAUCAGCUUCAGGUGUAGGACGUAGGUAUAUGUUUAUAACAUCAGUUUAUAACUGAUUUACCCUACGCCGUACCAAGUAUAUAGUUACCGCCAAGUAUCAUAAUAUAUCCGGUUUUCUUUUCAUUUUUUUUUUCUAGCAGAUACAAUUUCCAAAUUCCUUCGCUAUCAGUAAUAAUGUGUUGUAAUUUAUUGUCGGCGGCGUUUAUGAAAGGCAGCCCCCAGCAAAUAAACGAUAAACAAAAUACUAGUCGAACAUUAUUGUAUACUAUAGUAUACAAUACAUACUUACAUGUAUGUAAGUAAUAUGUACCUAAUAAUUUGUUUUUCCAGAGGCAUGCAGAAGGCGGCCGGCAAAGUGAACUGGGAAGACGUGGGCGUUUGCCGGACGUUGCGCAAAACCUACGGGCUGGACUCGCGUCAAGCGCGUAUUUGCAAGUCUUGGCGCCCGGUCAUGCAGCACGUUUCCCGGGCCGCAGCGCUAGCCGUGGUCGCCUGCCAGACGGUCUUGCAGAACAGACGGUGGAACUGUUCGUCGGUCAGGGACGCGCCGAGACUCACGCCGGAGCUAGCCAAAGGUUGAAAAACUCGUUUAUGGUUUUAUUUUUUUAUUUUUUCCAGUCGCGCGUUCCGUUUCGAUAUUACGAGUGUUAUACGUAUACGAUUUUUUUUUUUGUUUCUACUCUCACCCGUCUAUCGUGUGAUCUUGUACCUCGUGUACGCGAUAAUACAAUAUAUUAUAAACGCUAUACCGGGUGAUUCAUUAACGACGUCGAAUUAUUAUAAUGUUUCAAUAGUUUUACGUUCAGUAAUACGCUGACGUGCGCUUGAAUUCGUGAAAUUCCCGAGAACCCGUUGACACGCUCGUAGUAUACACGGCCGUUUUCAUUGCCGUCGGGUUGUCGCGGCGUUAUGGUCGGCGAAGACGCGAACGAUUUCUUCUUCCUACUUCGGUCCGGUACAAUCGCGCGGGAUCUGUAAACUCGGGACUUACCACGCGACGCAUCAUCACACCUGCAACACCGUCGCGGAGAGACGAGAAAAAAAACCAGCCAAGGUGUGAGCUGCGCCGUAUUAAUGUAUAAAAUCAGUCGUUUUGACGGGCGAAAUUUAUUAGCCGCGCGAUCCGUGUUAUACUAUGCGUUUAGGGUUUAGCCACCCUCCCCCUCCGAAAUUUUUUCCUAAAAUAAAAUUGAACGAUUUUAAAUACCUACAUUACAUGUUCUGAAACUUGUACAACGUUCUCGUGCCGCUGCGAUAACAAGACACGAGUAAACGAAAACGUAUAUUUUAGAUUUAAUAUAUUGAGUUGUAUAAGCGAUAUCUAAUUUACUUUCGUAAAACCCAACGUAUGUUGGGUAUAGCUCUAUUGUAAUUUAAUUAUACAUUUUAAUUAAAGUAGAAAUGUAAGAUAAAGUAUAGUUACCGACAUUUUUGAAAAAAAAUAUCACGUUCGUAGUUUAAAUAAUAAUUGUGUAGUUUCAUACUUUAUACAUACUCCCUCCACAAAAAAACAAAAAAAAAUAAAUAAAUAUUUUGCUGGCCAUCAACGCCGUGGCCACCAUAAAUAUAUUAGGUUUUAAUAUUGGUAAACACAUUCCAAUGUCGAAAUUUCAAAUUUUCGUCAACCCGUUGACGAAAUAUUCCACUUUUAAGUUUGCGUAGGGGGGAGUAGUGGAGCUGCGCUAUUCAACCGUCACGCUGCGGUUCAAAAUGCUGCGAGAUUUGCACUGUGCAGUAAUCAAAAUUGUAUUUAGCAUAUUUUGGAUUAUCAGAGCGGAUCUGUAUACUUAAGGAGUACGCUGGUACAUUUUUACAAACAUUUUCAACGAAAUAAUCGUCCGAUAUUUAUAAAUAAGGCAGGUGUAUUCAAAAACUCUCGUAUAUUAUUGUUCGGUGGUCAACAAAAUAUCCAGUUUACACUUUUUUCGUCGAAAUUCGUUUCACGACCUAUUUUUCAUAAAUAUUUUAUUAUAAUAUUUUUCAUAUAAAUCCAAAUACCACUGAUACACUGAUCGCUGUAUCUCCAAAACCACUCAACGUACGCAUGUUAACAUUUUUGAACUUAUUAGACACCCGGACUUCAGAGUUAAUUAUUAUUGUUCCGUAAAAUUACUCUACAAAACGUAUACACAGAUGAUAUCUUCUGAAUCUAACGCUGUAACACGAGUAUCUACUGUCGUUGUUUUUCGUAAAAUAUUAAAAUUCGAACGAUUAGCGCACAUAAUGCAUGGGCGAGCGAACUUCGAGACCGGACGCGUCAAUAAUGAAAUACGUAUUGCAUACGUUUCCCGUGUUAUAUUUAUCACGUGAUUUCGCGCGCGCGUAUGUUACAACCGCGAUAAAAAUUUAAAAUUUAAAACGCAGGUGUCUGAGAGCAUCAUUUGCUUUUUUUUUAUUUUUAAUUCUAUUUUUUUCCCUCCGCUCUGCAAACGCGCAUAAUGUUACUGCGUUUGUGCGGGUAAUACAUCUCUUCCACUCUGGAAACACGCGUGACAAGUCGAACGCAACCGCGUUCCUGCAGUUGUCAUAUUACAUCCUCCGCCGUCGCCGUCACUUGAUACACCUAUAAUACCCGUAAUACCCGUUCGAACUCCGUGCAUACGCGAGAGGAAAAAAAAAUACCUAUCCGCCUGUAUUAUGCGGCUCGCGUGCGUUUUUUUUUUCUUUUUUCAUACACACCUACGUAAUAUUAUAUGCGCGAUGGUGUACACAUAUAUAUAAUAUAAGAACGCCGUCCGCGCGAACUAUCCGCAAUUCACCGGAAAAACGAGAAUUUAAAAUAAAACAAAAUCCAAAAAUCUUUUACGCGUUUUAUCCGCGGAUUCGAUCAGACAAAACGUGGCGUAAAGACGAAAACGAGUCGUGGCCGCCGAAAAACCGUGAAAACCGCAUAAUUGUACGUUUUUACUUGCGCGAAUACCCCGAAGACCAGUUUUGACCGACGUCCGUUUUAAUUAACGUCACGGUGGUGACAGCCGAGCGAAUGUCGAAUUCGAUUUUAAAUACAUACCGAAGAGUGACCGUACAUUCGAAUGUCUCGCGAUUUAAACGUUUAUUAUAAUGUAUUCAUGUCCAAGGGCGUAGCCAGGUAGGGGGGAUGUGGCCCCACACCACAUUGGCUGCGUUUUUUUUUCCGGCUAUUUAAGCCAAAUUUUCAAGCAAUUUUCUGUUCGGUCGAAUAAUUGUAUACGCAUCAUACCGAAUAAAAAAUAAAAAUAAAUUGAUCGGUUUUGACGGUUUUAGGGUCGAAAACUGAAGUAUUGUAAAUUUGUAACUGCACCGGGACCGCAGAAGCAAUUAAUUGUCGUACAACGAACAGAGAACGGUCAUCGGGGGGACUGGCUCCGAUCAAUAACUUCAUAGAAAUCAUAAAUACCCCAAGGAAAUUUCAUAUUGUUUUAAUAGUAUUUCGGUCUUUUAAAUUUUAGUGUGGUCGUUUUUUAAAUUUCUCGUACCUACUUUUCCUAAUAAAAAGAAAAACUGAAGAAUUUUCGGUUAGAUAUUUUUCCUAAAUUUAAAAUGAAUAUUUUAAUAAGUUUUAACUACGAAAAAAUUGAAAUUUGCUAUAAUUGUUAUACUUGAAACUUGAACCGACUUUAAAAAAGUUAUACUUAUAACUACGCCACGCGCCGUCAAUAUGUGUUUACAAACUUCAAACAAAAACAUAUUCACGUAUUUAUCAACGUACUUAACUAUUCUUUAUUUUACUCUGGUAAAAAAUAAAAUUGUAAAAAAACACGAACUAAGAGUGGGGAGCGAUUCAAAUAUUGGCUAUAGCCCCCCCCCCCCUUAAAACCGCCACUGCCGGUGUUUUCGUUUAUUUUUUUUUCUGAUAAAAACGAUCACGAAAUUACAGAGCGCAUGUUUAACGCACUCCAUGUCUCAUAUAAUGGACGUACCUUUAUACUUACCAAUAAAAAUCGAAAUAUUUACUUUUUACUUUUUGUAUUAAUGUAAAUAUUAUAUUGUUUUCACGAAUAUUAGGUUAUACACGCGCAAGCGACUCGUAAAAUCAUUAAUAUGAAACGUCGGUAGCGAAAUAUACACGGUUCUUAAUGGAACGACUUCCCAUACCUAUACACAAUGUGUACACCCAGUGGCGCCGGACCCUGUAAUCAAACGGUCUAAUUUCUGCGGAAAAAUACACGUUAAACUGACAAAAUCGUAGAUAGUGCCUACCUAUACUAUGUAUAGAAACCGCUAAAGACAUAAAGGUCUGCACAUGAUCAAAUUUUAAACAUUUUAAAAAACGCCUCAAGCUGCACCUUAGCAGAAUUUUAUAAUAUUUAAUACAAUUAUUGUAUAGAAACCUAUAGACAACGUAUUUAUAGGAUCUAGUAAAAAACGACAAGGGUAAAAUACCACAAGGUAAAACACGUCAAAUGCAUUUUACUUAAAAAUUACAAACAUUAAUUUCAAGUCAAUUAAAGCCAAUAAAAUAAAAAUAAUAAACCAUAAAUAUCGUAUAGUAUAUUAUGCCACAGCCAAUAAAAAUUUGGUGUAUUUCUUCGACCACUUAAAUAUUCUCCACAUAAUGUUUGGAAUGUAUUCUGCAAUUCGGCAUAGAUUUUUAUUUUGUUUUUUUUUUUUAAAGAUCGUGCACAAGCGUGAUGCUUUCGAAUUUCGGUGAAUAUUUAAAAAUAAUAUAUUUAACCCCCCUCCCCCCGGGAAAAAAGAGUGUGCCUUUGGAAUAGCCAUACGAUGAAAGUUAUUUGAUCGGAGAUCAGCAGCCUACCAUUAUUAUUUGAUAUCCACUAAUAUUUGUAAUUUUUUAAUAAAAUACAUAUCGUUUUUGCCUUGUUGUUUCUUUCCGGUUACCGUAUCAAAUACUAUAACGUCCAUUUUAUUAAAAUAUGGAAUGUAUAUUUCGAGUUUAUUUUCAGAGACUUAAGUAGGAAUUUUUAUCUCACUAGAAAAAUGUUGAUACUUGAACAUAUUAUGUGUCUUUUCUGCACUUAGCGAUUCAUACAUAUUCAAACAUCUAAAUGUAUAGUUAUUACGCACUUUGCGAAAACCGACUUGUGAGGGAUUUCCCCCAUCAUUCAUCAUUCGUGGGCGCCCAUAAAUGGGAACAUUUGCCCCCUCCCCCGUUUAAAACAAAUAUUAGUUAUUAUAUUUGUAUGUUGAAAUAGCGUUAGACAUUUAUUUCGCCGCGUCCUGAAAUUUCGCCUAUGGACACCCAACCCACUCACGUGUCCAUACGAUUUCCCGUUAUUCUGCGUGCACUUUGCUAAUAAUAAUAGACCGAAUGUAUCGCGACCGCGGUACACGCAGUACUACAUGAACGAUAUAAUAAUAAGCGCGGUAACGGCGUUCGUCCAAGCUAAAGGUACGUGGAACGCGUUCCGCCGCGCCUGUACCUAUGUGUUUUUCCGGUAAAACGAGGGGGGUGGGGUGAGUCGGCGGGGAAGGCAUACACUCCCCCCCCCCGCCGUGUUCUGCGGUUCCCCUUCGGUAUUCGUACGUGUAUGACCGUAUCUAUGUAUAUCUGGCCUGGCCAACCCCAAAUUCGGGGUAAAGGCGAAUGAGAAGAAUAUGUCACGUAUGAUAUGUAAUUGUACAUACAUAAAAAUAAUAAUAAUAAUAGUUGUUGAGAAAUCAGCUUCAUAUCCCACUACCCCGUGACAAAAUGCGCAUGCGAGUACCGCAUGAUUGGUACGAUAUGACGGGAGAAACGCUCGAUUAUAUGACACGCUAAAUAUCAUUAUGCACUAUUAUAAUACUAAAAUAAAUGUCGUUUCGGGUAUUCGCAGGCACAAAGGAACAGUCGUUCGUGUACGCGCUGAGCUCGGCGGCGCUCACGUACACCAUGACUAGGGACUGUGCGUCCGGAAUGUUGCCGAGCUGCGGGUGCGGCACGCACCCGGACGACACGGACGGUACGUUCAAGUGGAGCGGGUGUGACGACAACGUGCGGUGGGGCGCCAAGUUCGCCAGACAGUUUGUGAAGAGCGAAAACCGGCCGCCCCGGUCGGCGGCGGUGAAGAGGUUGGCGGCCGCGGCCGGCGACGGCGAAUACGGCGGCGACGUCAUCGACAUGCCGGCCAACGUCAACGACGAGGCGGUGUUGAGCGAACAGAGAGCCAUGGCCAUCGUUGACGAACACAAUUACAGAAUAGGCCGAAAAGUAACUAUACAUUAAAAUAAGUACAGACCUGCACAUACUGUAUUAUACGACCUAUUUCAUAUUGUAGGUACAUAAUACACACAAGUAAAACAUCUUUGUAACGGAAACGCUCGGUACACCAACUGAUUGUUCCGUUAUAUGGAGACUAAAAUAUACGAGGAAAUACAUAGGUUACUGAGAAAUGUUGUUGUUUUCCGUUUUACGGAGAUUUCCUCCCCUUAUAGCGGGUCCGUUACGUGCAGGUUUUGCUCGUAACGAACUUAACGCCCGACGCAUUUGCGUUUCUUAAGAAAGUGCAUAAUAUACCGAUGUCUACGUAAUCUCAAUAAUCUACACCAGUGUUUCCCAACUUAUUUUACUCCCGGAACCUUUUCAGGAACUUGAAUAUUUGGCGGAAACCCCAUAUGGUUUUCACAACCCUGGUAACGCAGACAUAUUUUUCGGGUACUAAAAUGAGUGGGCAGUCCAAAAUUUCCGGCGAAAUUUUUGUAAUCGAUUUUCAUGGCAGUCUAGAACUCCUCAAUUGUAUUUAUAAAAAAUAAUCAAAUCGAAAAUUUUGUUUACUAAUUUAUUUUUCCCCAAAUCCUUCGCGGCACUCUUGACGCUGAUUCAUGGAACCCCCAGGUUCCGCGAACACACCAGUUGGAAAACACUGGUCUACACUCCCGUUUGCCCGUUAUCCGUUCAAAUAAUCUGACUGACUGAACACGAAUUCUCCGACAACUUGAAAGGUCGAUUUCAACAUUGCUCCGGGCCGGGUUGGGAUAAUUCGCACUUAAGAUCCGUGCGGAGUGAAUCCCGGAAAAAAAACAAUUUUAAAACUUAAAAUAUAAUAAUUAUUAGAAAAAAAUAAAUAAUAUACGUCAUAUCAUAUUAUAAAACUAGAACGCCUAGACACUUUAGUGACUUUUGACACACUAAAUUUGGUUCACCUAAAUAAUAGCAUGAAAGUAUAUGAAAAGGUCUAAAUAAGCAAUUUCCAGUAAUAAAAAUGGAUUUUAUGCCACCAUAGUUGGUAUAUUGUGUUUACGUAAUACUCGUGUAUAAAAAUAUACCUAUCACGCACAGACGAAGAAUGAAAGGAACACUGUGUCCCACCGUGUUCGACGGAUUUUACUAGCGCUGUUAAAAUUAACAUUUUUUUUUUUUCAAUCUGUUUGUCUUUGAGGGGGAGACAUCGGUUUAGAGAACUACUCGUAUUUAUCAGUCAUGAAUGUGCGAUACAUUAACAUUUUUUACAAUAUGGCUAUUUUUAAAAUUUUCUACAGUGAAUAAAUAGUUAUUGUUAUUUUUUUUUUGUUUGUCUUUUGUCCCCCUCAAAGAUGAACCGAUUGCAAAAAAAAUCGAAAAAAAUUUAAUAUUAACAGCGCUAGAAAAAUCCGUCACAUACAGUGGGACACACUAAAUGCAGUGUUUCAAUAUAUUGAAACCACUCAUUUUGAACUUUUUUGAAAAUACAUUUUUUUGCGCAUACAUUGUUUACAAUUAAAACAAAAACCAACAUUUUUCAAAAGAAGUAUACUUUUUAUAAUUUUCAUAAUUAACUAAUAUAUAUUUAAAAUGUUAAAAUUUUUCCUUUGUUUUUCCACUGAUUACUGUGUGGAGCACCAGAUGCACCUAAAUAGUGUGUUAGACAGAAACGGUGAAUAACUUUUGGUUUUAAUUCCAAUUGGAAUCUUAACAUGCCCGGACCGUCGUUCACGCUAGUCGGGACACGGCUGAUCGGGAGCAAACCCGUCUCGGGAACCCGGAACAAUAUUUUUUUCGCUUCGGACGCCUGUACGCUAGCGCAAAUUGGGGAGCUCGGGGACACUUAGUCCUCUCAAAUCGAGUGUUAUCAAGUAAAUACUAAGUAUACAUAGUUAUCCGUGUUAUCCGUGGUUAGCGGGUUUUAGUGUUAUCCAAGGAAAAUACAUGAAAAAUAACGUGAAUUAAGGAGCUCUAUUAUAUUAUUAUGUACACAAUAUAUUCCCGGGACUGGUAAAUUUUCAAAAUUUGUAUAGGUCCCUAGAGUGUUUUCUAUAAUCCACCGAUGGCACUACAUUGUAUAAUAAUACGCAUCGAUAACGACAACUGUGGAGUUUCAAUAACGAUAAAUUGGUUUAGUGUUCACCCGCACGAGUUUAUAAUAUUGUUAGGGCUGUUCCGAGGGGGGGGGGUGGAUCGGAGGUAGGACCGUUUUGCCGCAGGCCCCACUUUUGCAAUUAGUUUUUGAGGCCACUCUUAAAGUCUUAAUGCAUAAGAUGAUAAUACAUGUUAUGAUUUAGGAUUAUUCAAUAUUAACCAUUCGGACCAAUUAUUUAUGAAAUCGUUAUGAAGUAUCAACUAUUCGACGAUAUGUCGUAUCUGGAGACUAGUCUGUUAUAAUUGUAUAAGUAACUAUAUAAACAGAGCGCCCGCGGGAAAUGAAUUUUCAGGAAGACGGAGGGGCAGUGUCUUAGUAAAGUUUCGAAUGACCCUUUUUCUUUUCUUUUUUUUUUUUUACGCGUAAAUAACCAUAAAUAAGAACAUGCCUGGGCCCUUUGACGACCAGACCGGCAUAUAGGGACGAGGGACAUAAUACAAAAUUGAACACCAAACGAUUAUACAAAUUAUCUAAUUAUGGCAAAAUAUAGUUGAAAUUUUGAUAUCCGAUGGGGUCAGGAGGGGGGUGAUGGGGCAGAUGCCCCGUAUUGCCCAUGUAAACAGGCGACGUUUUCACUAAUCGCGGGUAGGCCGCGCGCCCACUGGAUGCGUUUUCGUACGAAUUUGAUUCACGCCAACUCGUAUACGUAUACGCACGAACGAUCCCGACCUACCUGAUGCUAUGUGAGCGCGCAGAUUGGGUGCGAGUUGUCCGUACGUAAACGAUCCGAACUUGAUCGUUCGUUCGCACCACGUCCAUCCGCGCGAACCGGGCCAGCUUGGAAAAAAUCGCGGCUCUGUGCAGUAAUUUUUGCGGGACCUCAAUAAUAAGCUUCUUUUAUUUUUAUUUUUUUUUUUUCGUUUUUCAUCUUCUAAUGUCGAACGUAGAUACAUUUUUACAAUAAAUCUAUUUUCGGUUCAUUGAUUUUAAUUUGUAUUAUCCUAAAUAACCAUGUGAAAUUACUAUUUAGCUAAACCUUUUACUAAAAUGCGGCAAUAUUUGAAAAGGUGUGGAUAUGUAAUAUACGAUAUGUUAAUAAUAUUAUUAUAAUAAUAUAUUAAACUGUGAUUAAUAAGAUAUAAAACAUGUAUACAUGUGAUAAAAAUUUAAAUGAUUGAUCGAAUACAAUAUUUAGAGCUGUGUUCAGCUAUCUGUCGAUAACACUUUUCCGACAUUACAAUAUAAAGUCGAUAACCGAUCUGAUAUUUUAUUUUCUUGUAACAAUGAACCGAUAUAAAAACUGCUAUUUUUCCAAAAACAAAUAACUGAUAUGUACACCGUGAGACGUCCCUGUUCGGUCGGCCUUGUUUGAGAGAACCGACCCGAGCGCCCAGCUGACUACACGCCUAGAAGCAAGGUCGCCGACCUAGGAACGAGGUCCGAAGACCGGAGUCCUAGGAUUUUUGUAAGGAGGGAAGGGAAAAAGGAGAAUCUAAAUAAAUAAACACGUGUUUUCUUUUGAGGAAAAUAUACAAUUAUUUUAUUAAUUUGUCAAUCAAAAAGUAAAAUUAAGUUAAUGAAACAGAAAAGUACAGGGGCAUAAAAACUAUCACCUGAAAGAAAGAAAAUGGAUAAUAGGUAAAAUUCUGACAUUGAUAUAUAUAUAUAGGAUUAUAGACAAAUAUCUCCAAACAACUUUUAUUUUAAAUACAUAUAUAUUAACUAGGGCAUGAACCAGUCUUAAAAUUAUUGUCCGGACGCAGGUAGUGACAUAACAGGGAGCCUGCAGGCUGGGACUCAUUAAUAUUUAUUGAUAAUGACGAAUACACAUCCACGUAUGUGUGCUGACCGAUAUGGGUAUAGACCGAGACGGACACCCAACUGGAACUCUCGUGGGCACCUUAGGUAUUGGGGAGACCCCGGAAGGAAUGUGCGGUUGCCAGGUCACACAAAUUACCACCGGGAAGGGUAGCGGAGAUGCUUUUUAUUCCAUGUUGACCGGUUCGUAGUUUUGGUGGCCCUACGGGUGAACUUGCGGGGUGCGUCCGAAUAUGGAUCGCGAAGUGGGGAAGAUCGAUCAAUAUAUAUAUAUAUAUUCCUUUUUAAGACGCUCACACACGUGGUUGCGAAAACUAGCACUUAGAAGGAAUAGAAAAUAAAAAACAAAAUGCGGAGGUUUGGCCUAUCGUACAUAGGAUGUAAAACGCGGGGAUUAGUAUAAUGAGACGGACACACAAAUCUAACUGGUUAAUCCCCGUAAGUAUAUCGGAAGGAUUUAACAUACGAGAAAAAAAAACAUUUUAGAUAAAAAUAUUUAUACGGAAAAACCUUAAUUAAAUUACCUUAAAAACUAACUAACAGGGUAUCGGCCAAUUAUUAAAUCACAUAUAUAUUACCAUUCGUCCCGUCCGAAGAUGUCCGCCCAGCGGACCAGAUCGGGACUCACUUCAUUGGUUCGUUUGAGGCACCAUCAUGAAACGUGCCAAGGUACACGACCUUUUCUUGAUGGCAAAAUAUAUGAAUCCGUGCAAUACACGGGAGUGUUUUAUUAAGAGAACUGUAUCGAAAGACCGUCUGGUGACAAAGUCUCGAGGCGAGGUAUAGACACGAAGAAAGAAAGGAACGAAUACAAAAAGAGAACUAGGUAGCGGAGCGCGGAGACGUUCGUGGCACACGUCGCCGCGGGCCGACGUUUUUGGCGUUAAGGGGAAACGUGAUCUGAUUGGCCGUUAACCCGUAGUUAGGAAUAUAUUAUUAUUGCGAAUUGCAACAGAUUGCGAUCGCAAAAACCUUUGCGCGGGGGGGAAUUAUUGCUCAUGGUGACAUAACAUAUCUGUCGACGCGGGUGUAAUCUAUAAACCGGUCGACCAUAUCAAUUGUAGGUAUGCUUGUCCGUUGAUAACGAAAAAUGAUCGUGUUUGGACGUUAACCGAUAUAAAUCGUAGUUUUUCGAGUUUAUUAGGAGUGUCUAUAACAUAAUCCCUAGAACCACCAUCAUUAGCUACAAAUUUAUAUGCGACUGCCACUGUACAUUGUAUCAGUUCCAAAAAAAAAAAAAAAGAGAUUGAUUCCUGGUAUAUACCAGGUAAUAAACCUAUAGUACCAAUAUCGGCAUGUAUAAAUAUUGGUUAUUAUUGGUAUCGGCCCAGUCCUAAAAAUAUUACAGACAAAAUUACAUUUUUGCAAGAAAAAUACAUGGUAAAUUAAUUUAAACUAUUCAGUAUAUUAAACUGCAUAAAAUGGAAAACCUAACCCAUUGAAUUGAAAAUAUAUUUUUGUAAAAGGAUUGUGUUUUUAGUUUCAACAACUUUUACUCUCUCUAGAUAGUCAUGUCAAGUAUGAAGACCCAUUGCAAGUGUCACGGUAUGUCAGGAUCGUGCAAUGUAAAAACUUGUUGGAGGGGUUUACCAAACAAAUUCAUCACGGUGGGUGUUAAGUUGUUAAAAUUAUACAACAAAUCACCUGAAUCACCAGUUAAAGUGGGAAUGGUUCAAGUCAUACAGUCCGGAAUACCUAAACACACCGAAAAUUCAUUAGUUUACAUUACUGAAUCUUCAGAUUAUUGUAAUUACGAUCCAAGAGUAGGCAGUUACGGAACAGUUGGCAGGUGCGGAAUAUAACAAAUUGAGAUAUUCCUGAUCAUUUUAAAAAUUAACUUUUUUUUUAUAAUUUUUUUUUUUGUUUAUAGAAAAUGUAACACCACAAUAAUCGGGAAUGAAAAUUGUCUUACCAUGUGCUGUGGUCGAGGUUAUACUACUCAAAUUAUUGAACAGACCGAACGUUGUCAAUGCAAAUACCAUUGGUGCUGUUAUGUCAAUUGUCAAAACUGUACUAGCCUAGUAAAGAGGCAAAUUUGUAAUUAAUUAUAACAAUGCAUUUAUUUAUUCAUCAAGUGUAUUUUUUUUAUAAAUAUAAACAUCAUACAAUUAAUAAUUAAAAAUACAACUGGACAGAUUUGAACAGUUAAAAUAAAUGUAUUAUCUUUAUUAAAUAAAUUGUUAUUGAACAAAUAAUUAUACAAUUAAAAAACAAACCAACAAUGAAAAAAUAAUGAAACAAUAAAAUGUUGGUUUGAAAAUAGUAAAAUAUAUCGGCACAUUACCAUUAUGAAACUGGAGAUCAUUUGAAUUUUUACAGUUUUCAAAUAAAAUCCAUUAUAACUCUGUGUGCACUUCUGGUUCU